AAUAAGUGUGCCAAAUUUAUCAAUAAAUAUUGAGGAAAAUCAAACGCCCUGAAUCAAAUGAGCGGUGCUUUUUAAAGAAUUGGAAAAAUCGCAAACGCAAUAGUCGGUGAAAAAUAAUGAAUGAUAUGAUUCAAUGACGUCGCGAAACCAAUCCGUAAUUCGACAAAGCAAAAGAGAAAGAAGAGAAGGGAAAAGUCACAGUGAGCAGCCGACUGUGAACAUUUAUGCGGGCUGUGCUGCUGUUGACACAACGAAUCAAAUAAAAACUUAAUAUAUACAAAAAGCCACAACGGAUCACAACAAAUAUCCAUAGAUUAAAUUGUAUAAAAUAUGUGUUAGAAGCAGCAAAAUUAAGAAAAUCUUCAGAUGGGUUCACGUAUUAAAAGCGACGUAAAGAAACUCUUUGAGUUUUGGUGCGAAGUAAAGCCCACACGCGGCAUCGAUCGUGGCAGUGUUAAUCGUGGAGGUGGAGGAGCAGCCGCAACGCCAGCUGGUGUCAUUAUUGAAAGCUUCCCAGAGGGCUUUCGCGAUAAGGAGGUGCUUAACGGCAUCCCAUCGUUUGCGUUUCCCUGCGAUCUCAUAAGGGGCUCUGUACAGUCCUAUUCUUUUGUGCAUACCACCGCCGAUUCGAAAUGGCGUUUUGGGUUUUGUCGACACGAUCCGAAAACGGAAACAGCGAUGGUGCUCAUCACCUAUCUGCCCUGGCAUGAUCCCUUCCUAAAGCUAUUAACUGUGUUAGCGGAUCUAAAACGCACCGAUCUAAAUGAGUUUCGAACCUUCCUAUCGGAGGCAUACAACAGAGGCGUUCCAGAUGCGGGUGGAAAUCUAACGGUGUUCUAUAACAGCGGGCAAAGCCAUUUUACAUUUGAGCGGCCUUUGCCAUUUCAACUGCCCAGCAUACCAGAAAAUCACAAUCUAAAUCUCUAUUACAACUUUGUGGAUCCUAAGGAGAUGAUAAGUGUGUUUGCUGCUAUGCUCGCGGAGCGUCGCAUUAUAUUCACAUCGAGUCAUUUGGAUAGGCUAUCCUCGUGCAUACAGGCGGCCAAUGCAUUCCUCUAUCCCAUGGUCUGGCAGCAUAUAUUCAUACCUGUGUUGCCCUGGGAGUUUAAGGAUUACUUGGGUGCACCUAUGCCAUAUUUAAUUGGUGUGCCAAAGCCAGUACUCGAAACUGUUUCUGCCGAUGAGCUCGGAGAAGUUGUGAUUUUAAACUGUGAUACGAAUCUGUUGGAGAGUCCUUUUGAUGAUGUCCGUGCACUGCCUGCAGAGAUAGUGUCGCAGCUUAAGAAAUAUUUAAGCCAUACUCAGGACCAUAUCGGGGAUCGUGUUUCCAAAAUCUUUCUCGGCGCUUUGGUACAGCUGAUUGGCGGUUAUCGGGAUGCUGUUGAAUUUCACGACACCUGUAAAACGUUCAAUCGCGAAAAGUUCAUUGAAUCUCGACCCGCCCACCUGCGUCCGUUUCUCACCAAAAUGAUGGAGCUGCAAAUCUUUGCCCAGUUCAUUGAUGAUCGACUCAAAAUGCUAAAUAGCGGCUUGGGUUUUUCCGAUGAAUUCGAACGGGAAACAGUUCGAUAUGCUGAAAAGAUGAAGAAACGCGGUCGCAAUUAUGUCUUUCUAAAGCAUGUCAAGGACAAGACUAAUCCAGCUGUUAAGUCUGCUGUUAAAUCGGUGAAGGAGAGCUCGCGUGGUGUUAAGACCGCAUACAAGAAGUGGCGUGAUAACGGCAGCGGCCACAAUCAUAAUCCUAAUCAUCAAUUCCAUUUCGGUCUAAGCUCCCCUCAGCACUCGGAUCGUCCGGACGGAAGUGUCAAUAGCCUAAGUAGUUACGGACGCAAAGUCACGCAUCAUUCGGCGCCAAGUUCGCCAGUGUGCAGCAAACGCCUAGAGCGUGAGAUAAAUUUGAAUGGCAGUGCAGCUCGCGAGCAGCAGCAGCAGCCAAUGCUGCAGUUACCACAGCAGCAGCGACGCGCUCCUGUGCCGCUGGCUAUGUCCAGUUCGAGCAGUCAUAUUCCUGCGAAUGGUCAUGCGCUGGGUGCGCCGAAUAAUGCUCAUUUUGAUCAUCUUAUUGGUGCGUCUCCUGCUGUUAGCUCGGCAAGCUCGAUCUGUUCAUCAGAGAUGAAUCUGUCGCAGGAGCUGCAGAAUCAUCCGCUGUUCAAAACGCCCGCCGUUGACCGAAGCCUAAAGCCCAACGCUGAGCAACAACACAGCACGCGUUUACGUAAUGGUGCCCCGCCGGCACGCCCACCGCCACCAGCGCUGCCAGCAUCACAGCCUGCCUCCUACUACAAUCAUCCAUAUGCGGCGAAUUCGAGCAUCAGCAAUGGAAGCAACAGCAACAGCAAGAGCAAGAGCAGCAUCAGCAACCCAUAUCCAAUCAGCAACUUGAAGCCUCCUCGGCACACUUCAACGCCCACUAAAGCACGUGCGCUGGCCAGCACAGACUCGAGCUUCGAUAAUCCACCAGAUGUGCAGUCGCCGCCUAUACCACCGCGACGUCAAUGCAGUGCCCAUGCUGUGGUGGCAGCCACAGCGGCUGCUGUUAGCGCUGGCAUCAAUCGUCUGGAGCGCAAUUGCUGGCAGGAUGAGCAAAAUAAUUCGGUGCGCAGCUCGAACACCUCGUCAGCUUCGGCAUCGUCUAGUUCUUCCUGCGCCUCCUUUGUGACGGCUGCUUCACGAUUUUCGCAGCUAAAUGUAUCAUCGCCCCAGAGUUCUGAUUCAGCGCCCAUACCAACACCGCGUUCCAAGAGAGAGUCACCCCGCAGCAGUAACAGCAGCAACAACGCUCAACCACACCCCCAGGAUAGCAUGAAUGAUCUGAUAUCGCUGGACGAUAGCAACAACACUAGCUUCGAUCUAGAGGAUUUCGAUCCGCUGAAUCAGAAUGCGCGCCCGUUGCCGCCGCUGGGCAAGACUUUUGGCAGCAACCACAAGUCCAAGUCCAGCACCUUGCCCGCGGGUGUCAACAGCAGCGUACUCAACAAUGUCGUGGGCGGCAAUAGCGUUAAUAAUCCAUUAUAUCCCUAUUUUGCGCCCAAACACAUGGCCACAGUUGCGGCUGUUACGAACCGAGUGGUGAACCCACUUCCAGCACAGAUUCAACGCAGCGGCAACAAUACUGCCAAGCCGCCGGAUGAUGAUUUCGAGCUGUUGCGCAAAUACGGAUUGGAUCAGUUUUCUUUAAAUACAACUGAAACAACAACUGCUGCAGGUGCCAAUACCAAAUCAGCUUUAACAGCAGGUGUAGGCGCUGGCGCUGGCAAGGGCAUGAACAACUGGACGACCUUUGAUUAGAGUGAAGGCGACGUUAACUGGAAAAGAUACCAAAAUAAGUGUGAUUAGGAUUAUGAUUCGUAUUGUAUUAUAAAUAUAUACAUAUACAUAGCUAGGCCUAGGCGAUAUAUGAUAUACCAGACAAA
Molecule: messenger RNA, 3413 nt
Organism: Drosophila arizonae
Lineage: Eukaryota; Metazoa; Arthropoda; Insecta; Diptera; Drosophilidae
Product: DENN domain-containing protein 1A
Biological process (GO): endocytic recycling; endocytosis
Cellular component (GO): cytosol; intracellular membrane-bounded organelle
Molecular function (GO): guanyl-nucleotide exchange factor activity; phosphatidylinositol phosphate binding
Source: RefSeq, a predicted model, not a curated record